AUGCCAAUUCAUAAGAUACCCAUCGUACACAAAUUUGGGAUUGUUUCACUCAGUCAUCGUGAGGAAUUACAAGAGCGAAUAAACAAAAGAUAUCUUGAGAUCCCUACUAAACCGCUGCCGAAAUCUCCAAAGAAGUUUGACUAUGAUGUUGAAGAAGACUUCAUUUCAAAGUUUAAUAGCUCUAUCGGCACACCACAACAUAAAAAUUAUGAAGAAUCUGCUGACAAAGCUCUGCAAAGACUAAUACGUCGAGCAGGUAUUAAGAGUGGAGGUAUGGGACAGCACAUUAAUCUGCCAAGGGCAUGGUGUGAAUUAUCUAUGCUAGCACAGUGCCAAGGUAGAGUUCGAGAAGAUAGCCUUGAAAUACUUAUUACUUCAUUAGAUCAAGCUCCUCUCAAUGAAGAUCAUUUAUCUAGCCUCUUUUAUUUGGCAGAAGUAUCAAUAUAUUGGCUUAAAAAAUCGGCGGUAUCUAAACCGCUUUUACGAAGUGCCGAAAUUAAACUCAUGAAGUUGGCUAGCUCCGUUUUCUUGAGAAUUUUCUGCUACUAUUGCUUGAAGGUCGACUUGUCAGCUUACGCCAAGGAUUUAUCAAAGUACGCUCAAGGAUUUGAAGUAUGUCAGGAAGCAUACAGAGCAUUUCCUGGAUCCCGAAUGCUAUUAAAGUUUAUUGCAGAUAUCAGUAAGGCACUAAUUUCAACAUAUAAUCAUAAAAUUGAAGAGCAAGCAUCUAGUAGUAACGACAUAAUGAAUAGAGAAUCAUUCAUGGCUGCAAUGCACAACGUUUCUCCAACAUUAUGGCACUCUAUAGAUGUGUGGCGGUGUAUCACUCAUCUCAGUGGUGGCAAGAAGAAAGCAUUAAAAGCCCUACAAGUGUGUGCGACUUGCAUCGCUACUGAGCCUUGGGUUGAUAUUGUGCUUGCACUACAAAUAAUUGGAGAUGCUUGCCAAACAGAUAUUGACGUUCUGAAAGUAUUGCAUGAUAUUGCUAUUGGGAAUAUACCUGAAGAUUAUAUUCCGGUUGAUGAGGCUCUACCCUAUAUACCGCGACAGUAUGAUAACUUAGGGUCCUCCGAUAGGGCAACCGGACAAUAUUCGCAUCAUUUAUCCGAUACGUUUGCCGAAGGGGUCGUUAGCUCCGACUCAUUUACAUCACUAGAUAAAAUGUUUACACCUACUACAGCUGCCGGUUCUCAAGAUGAUACUAAUAAUAAUCGACAAGGCAGAUUACAUUCGAGUGGAUCCAGUCAAACUCAAUCACAUACAAAUGAAAGUAGAUCCGGAAAUAGAUCUCCUACCAGUUACAGCCAUACAACAAAGACUACGGAAGUUUGCGAUGAUUUUAAUGUUUUAAAUCAGUAUGGAAUUAAAGGGUGGCCAUGGGAAUUAGGCUAUGUCUACGCUGAAACACUAACAUCAAUAUGUUUAUACGGUAAAACAUCCGAUAUUCAGCAACUGGCAUUAUAUGGUAAUAGAGAUGAAUUUAAGAGAGGAUCAAAGAUUACUGGAAGUUAUGGGCUACUAGACUUGCUCACUUUUGAAUAUAUAGAUGAUACACAAGAAGCAGCUGAAGGAAGAUCACCAUUUUUUCAUCUGCAUUUUAAUAAUUCAGCGAGAGAUCGGAGUUGGCGUAUUCGUGCUGCUGCAGUUCAUGGAUUACUCAAAGUCUGCCAAUACUUUCAUCAUGAUCCAAGUCGUGAAGGUUUCUACAAUGUAGCUUGGGCUGCGUUAAAUGAACAUAAAUUAAAGGAAAUAGAUAUUCGUGUACUAGAGGCAUAUAAAGUUGGCCAGUUUGAUGCAGACGCGGAUAAAAAGCGUUUAAGUAUCGUCCCUUUAUAUGUUUCUAACGCUCUUGUGAAACAUGUGGCUUUCCUAUUUAGCAAGACUUUUUUACACCAGUUACCGCCUCCUGUCAAAUUAAAUCCUCAGAAACCUAAAAAGCGAAGUCGGAUAUAUAAUAAAGUGCCGAAACGAAACAAUAUUGCCAAAUCAGAUUCAAAUCGGUUAACCCUUAGAGAGCAUUUACUUAUAUCAUCGGCAUUGUAUAAACCACCUAUGGACUUUAAAACUAGAGCAAAUAUUAAUUUUAAUCAAGUUAUUGAAAGGCAAUGGCGUAAAGAGUUACACGCCCAAUUAGAUGAAGACACAGUUGAAUGGCAAGUCCUAGAAAAUCAAAAGAAAUUAGAUGAAUCUAAGAUUGGUAAGGAUUAUAAGGAGAAGACAUUUCCCCCUGAUAGCGAUUGCGACCCAAAUACUGACGAUGCUGCUAUAAUCUCAGAGUCUAAAGAGAAAUCCACAUUAUCUACACCUGGAAACGUAAAAAUCAUUCGAGAUUAUAAAAAGAAAGAUUUAGAACUACUUCAUAAUCUUAAAACUAAUUUAGACAUUAAUGACAAUCAAAUAGUUGAUCUCAAUCGUAAACACGGUAACAAAUUACAGCAUGAUCAAUUAAUCAAAGUAAAACUAGAUACAUCUGUAUAUGCUGAUGCAUUAUCAGUUAAUACAAAAUCGAAUGAUGUUAAAAAAUUAAGAGAAGUUAGUGCUACACUACCAGUUCUUCCGGAAAUUAAAUCAUGGACAGCCUCAACGAAAUAA
Molecule: messenger RNA, 2592 nt
Organism: Trichoplax adhaerens
Lineage: Eukaryota; Metazoa; Placozoa; Uniplacotomia; Trichoplacea; Trichoplacidae
Exons: 17
Coding region: 1-2592 (863 amino acids)
Source: RefSeq, a predicted model, not a curated record